CAGGAGUACUGGGACACCCUCGUUUCCCAGUGCAUCCCCUGCAGCCUCGUGUGCAGCCAGCGCCCGGCCAGGAGGUGUGAUGCUGUGUGUGCUUCCCAUGGAUAGGCUGGGGCUGGGAACAGCUCAGGAGCGAGACCAGGAUCAAGCGCUUGCAUCUCUGCAGUGCUCCCUUCUGGGGUCACAAGGCUACACCAGCACUCACGUCCCCUGUUGGGGCCACCCCACCCUCCAAAGGCAGGGCUGGGGAGCCACCACGUUCAGUGGAUGUGGGUAAUGAUAAACCCCCGACGUGGGACAGGCACUGAGAUGUCCUGAAAACAGGUGGGGAAAAGGAAAAGGGAGAGAGAAACUUUGCACCCAAACCCCGUGCUAGUGCCCUGCCAUGAGUCACAGGCUGAGGUUGACUUAACGCCGUCCCAGGGUUCAUUCAGUAGCCACAAGGGAGCAUCUCCUCCUUGAGGACAGGCGAUGCCAUUCCUGGCAUCCCGAGCUGCUGCUGAGGCAGGUUUUGGUGUGUCGCAAAGAGCCGUGCAAGCCCCAGGGCGGCAGCAGCAGCUCUGAGAGCAGCAGCCAGGAGCUCCCAGAGUCCAUGGAUUGCAACAAGAGACCCGGAUUUUACUACGAUGAUCUUGUGAAGAACUGCAUCAAGUGCAGCUCGGUGUGUGGGCAGCACCCCAAGGAAUGCGCCCUGUCCUGCGAGCCCACCCCUCCGGGGCCGGCGGCCGUGCUGGAGCAGAAGGCGUGUGCGGAGCAGGACCCGUGGCUGGUGCUGUACCUGCUGCUGGGGCUCUGCCUCUGCACCCUCAUCUGCUCCCUGCUCCUGGGCUGGACUCACCUGCGCAGGAAGGGAGAGGGGGUCUCCUGCCAAGCCAGCGCUGGGACCUGCCACUGCAAGGAGGACCCUGCCAAAGAUCGGCUGGUGGAAGCUGGCAGCGUUGGUGAUGGAUUCACCAGCAUCAGAAUCCCAGAGCCAGUGGAAACCUGUGGCUUCUGCUUCCUUGGACACAGCUCUGCUGUACAAGAGACCAAGUCCUGUCACAGCACCUCCUGUCAAGCUGGGGAAAGGGCUGCUCCCUCCUUUACCGGCAUCUGCAGCACGGGAAGCGCUGGGGCCAUUCCCAGCCCUGACGACGGCCACUUCAAAAUCAUCUGUUCUCCUUCCCAGGAGAAGACACCCAUGGUGUGACCACAGUGGAUGUUCCAGCACGGGAUCACAAUGGAGGGAUGCUCCCUCUGCCUCCAAACCAAAGCUGCUUCACCCUCUUGUUGCCAGUGACUGGAACAGCCUCUACCCAGCCCCGGCUGUGCCAAGGGCUGUAGGAUACAGACAGGGCUGGAGGUUGCACAGAGCUGUUUGCUUCCACUCAGGAAAUUAAAUUCCCAUUGUUCUUGUGCACUCCCAGUGAAAGAAGUCUCUUCCCAUGUAGCAGCAUCUGACUUCAUCCUCCAACUUGACCUCAGUGCAUCCCAGCCAUCGGGGACGUCUCAUGGGGGCUUUUCAUCCUGGUUCCACCCCCAGCAUCCCUGCAAAGGAACAGGCUGUGGUGCCUGCUGCUCACUGGUCCCCAUGGAGAGCUCACCUCUCCCUGCUUGGAGAUUCCAUUGCAUACCAGAACAAGUUGCAGCAGCUCUGUAAACAUCUCAAACAUGGAACUGGACCCAAGGAUUCACUGGUGAAACUUAUAAGGACCCAGUGUGGGAAGCUCCACUGUCAGCUUCCAGCACAGCCAGGGGUGAUGGUGAGGCUUUGCCUCAUGACAGGGCAUGAUGCUGCACACGAGGAGCUGGGACAGGCACCAAAAUCCUCAAUGGAAUUGGGUUUAAAUAUGAAAACUCAUCCAAGGCUGCGAUCUUUCUACAAAACUGGAUUUAUGUAUAUCUGACCUGGGUUAUCCUGAAGAGCUGGUAAAAGUGAGGAAUCAGCUGGAGAUAAAGCUGCUUUGAGAGUAUAUUUUUAUCUGACCUGGCUUUGAAAGCUACCAUGGAAAAAUAGGGGUUUCAAUGUGUAACUUGAGGUUCUCAUUUCCACUAAAGGAGACUGUAGGAAUUUUUUGUUUGGUAAGGAAUUGCUCCUGGUAGGAGCCCAUCCCCUCUACUGUCUCAGACUAGAGCUUCAAACUUGGAAGAAUAAACAUAAGUCAAUACAUGCACAAAUUUGUGCUGGGAAAGCAGACAGCUGGAGAAAACACAAGCAGAGUUCUAACAGAUUCUGUCCCUUCUACAUUAUAUAUCUCUUUAAAUGUAAAUACUUUCUUAUCAUUAAAAGGCAUCAUCUGGGA
Corvus hawaiiensis (hawaiian crow) is the source of this 2279-nucleotide messenger RNA. It is a transcript of the gene TNFRSF13B, whose product is annotated as TNF receptor superfamily member 13B. The record is from RefSeq and is a predicted model, not a curated record. Gene Ontology annotation, cellular component: plasma membrane. NCBI's taxonomy places the organism in Eukaryota, Metazoa, Chordata, Aves, Passeriformes, Corvidae. Bases 590 to 1186 code for a protein of 198 amino acids. The transcript is spliced from 5 exons.